GAAGGCUCCAGGGCUGUGUUCUCGUGUCUCGACUAGCCCAAAAGUCUCGUAAGCCCCUCCGAAAUGCCGAAGCCACAAGUACAAGAGGGCGAGGACCCCGAUCCGACCCCAUACCUGUUCGUCUCUCUCGAACAAAAGCGUAUCGACCAGAGCAAGCCCUACGAUGGCAAGAAGGCUUGCUGGGUUCCAGACGAAAAAGAGGGCUUCGUGCAGGGUGAAAUUAAGGCCACCAAGGGCGACCUGGUGACCGUUAACCUUCCCGGAGGCGAGACCAAAGACUUCAAGAAGGACCUAGUAGCACAAGUCAACCCGCCUAAGUACGAAAAAUGUGAGGAUAUGUCCAACUUGACAUACCUCAACGACGCUUCGGUUUUGUAUAACUUGAAGCAGAGAUAUUACCAUAAGCUUAUUUACACAUACUCGGGUCUCUUCUGUGUCGCCAUCAACCCUUACAAGAGAUUCCCCGUGUACACGUUCCGAUGUGCCAAGCUUUACCGAGGCAAGCGUCGUUCGGAAGUGCCACCCCACAUUUUCGCCAUUUCCGACGGCGCCUACGUCAACAUGUUGACCAACCACGAGAAUCAAUCUAUGUUGAUUACCGGUGAGUCUGGUGCCGGAAAGACUGAGAACACGAAGAAGGUAAUUGCUUACUUCGCCACCGUUGGUGCAGCGCAAAAGAAGGACCCUACCCAGGACAAGAAGGGAUCCCUGGAAGACCAGGUCGUCCAAACUAACCCUGUGCUUGAAGCCUUCGGUAACGCCAAGACUGUGCGUAACGACAACUCCUCCCGUUUCGGUAAAUUCAUCCGUAUUCACUUCGGCCCCUCUGGAAAACUGGCUGGAGCUGACAUUGAGACCUACCUGCUCGAGAAGGCUCGUGUAAUUUCCCAGCAAGCCCUUGAGCGUUCUUACCACAUCUUCUACCAGAUGAUGUCUGGUUCCGUAAGCGGUCUUAAAGAGAUGUGUAUGUUGUCCAACGACAUAUACGAUUACUAUAACGUCUCCCAGGGUAAGAUUACUAUCCCCAACGUCGAUGACGGUGAAGAAUGUCUUCUGACGGACCAAGCCUUCGACAUUCUUGGUUUCACCCAAGAAGAGAAGGACAAUGUUUACAAGAUCACCGCCGCUGUAAUGCACAUGGGUUGUAUGAAGUUCAAGCAGAGGGGUCGUGAAGAACAGGCUGAAGCUGAUGGCACUGAGGAUGGUGAAAAGGUUGCCAAGCUCCUCGGCGUUGACUGCCAGGACUUGUACAAGAACUUGCUGAAGCCCCGCAUCAAGGUCGGAAACGAGUUCGUGACCCAGGGUCGUAACAAGGACCAAGUCACCAACUCCGUCGGUGCUCUUUGUAAGGGCAUGUUCGAUCGUCUCUUCAAGUGGCUCGUCAAGAAGUGUAACGAAACCCUAGACACCAAACAGAAGAGACAGCACUUCAUCGGUGUACUGGAUAUUGCUGGUUUCGAAAUCUUCGACUACAACGGUUUCGAGCAACUCUGCAUUAACUUCACAAACGAGAAGCUCCAGCAAUUCUUUAACCAUCACAUGUUCGUACUCGAACAAGAGGAAUACAAGAGAGAGGGCAUCAACUGGACUUUCAUCGAUUUCGGAAUGGACUUGUUAGCUUGUAUCGAUUUGAUCGAGAAGCCUAUGGGUAUCCUCUCAAUUCUUGAGGAAGAGUCUAUGUUCCCGAAAGCUACCGACCAGACAUUCGUUGAGAAGUUGAACAACAACCACUUGGGUAAAUCUGCUCCUUACCUGAAGCCUAAGCCCCCCAAGCCUGGUUGCCAAGCCGCUCACUUCGCUAUUGGUCACUACGCCGGUAAUGUCGGUUACAACAUCACCGGAUGGCUGGAAAAGAACAAGGACCCUCUUAACGACACUGUCGUUGACCAGUUCAAGAAGGGUGCCAACAAACUGUUGGUGGAAAUUUUCGCUGACCAUCCUGGCCAGUCUGGUGAUGCUGGUGCUGGUGGUGGCGGCGGCAAGGGCGCUGGAGGCAAGCGUGCUAAGGGUUCUGCUUUCCAGACCGUGUCAUCACUUUACAGGGAACAACUUAACAAUUUGAUGACAACGCUGAGAUCCACUCAACCUCACUUCGUGCGUUGUAUCAUUCCCAACGAAUUGAAACAGGCUGGUCUCAUCGACUCUCACCUUGUGAUGCACCAGCUCACCUGUAACGGUGUGCUUGAAGGCAUCCGUAUUUGCCGUAAAGGUUUCCCCAACAGGAUGGUCUACCCUGACUUCAAGCUCCGUUACAUGAUUCUUGCACCCGCCGCUAUGUCUGCUGAAAAAGAUCCGAAAGAAGCAGCUAGGAAGUGUCUUGAAGCAGUUCAGCUAGACCCUGAAAGUUAUCGUAUAGGUCACACUAAGGUAUUCUUCCGCGCUGGUGUUCUGGGUCAGAUGGAAGAGUUGCGUGACGACAGACUGUCUAAGAUCGUAUCUUGGCUCCAGGCCUACAUCCGUGGUUACCUUUCCCGUAAGGACUUCAAGAAGUUGCAGGAACAGAGAUUGGCUCUCCAAGUUGUCCAACGCAACUUGCGCAAGUACUUGCAGCUCCGCACCUGGCCAUGGUGGAAACUGUGGCAGAGGGUCAAGCCCCUCCUCAACGUCACCCGCGUCGAGGAUGAGAUCGCGAAACUGGAGGAGAAGGCUCAAAAGGCCCAGGAGGCUUUUGAGAAGGAAGAGAAACUCCGCAAGGAGGUCGAGGCCCUCAACUCUAAACUGCUUGAGGAGAAGCAGGCCCUACUUGCUUCUCUCGAGGGAGAGAAGGGUUCUCUCUCUGAAACCCAGGAGCGUGCCAACAAACUCCAAGCACAGAAGGCUGAUCUCGAGGGUCAACUUAGGGACACACAAGACCGUCUCACCCAGGAGGAGGAUGCCCGCAACCAGCUAUUCCAAGCCAAGAAGAAGUUGGAACAGGAAAUCUCUGGCCUGAAGAAAGAUGUGGAAGACCUCGAACUUAACAUCCAGAAGUCUGAACAAGACAAGGCUACCAAAGACCACCAAAUCCGCAACUUAAACGAUGAAAUCGCCCACCAGGACGAGCUCAUUAACAAACUCAACAAGGAAAAGAAACUUCAAGGAGAAUCUAACCAGAAGACCUCUGAGGAGCUGCAAGCCGCUGAAGACAAGGUUAACCACCUCAACAAGGUCAAGCAGAAGCUCGAGCAGACCCUUGAUGAGCUCGAAGACUCAUUGGAGCGUGAAAAGAAACUGCGUGGUGAUGUUGAGAAGCAGAGGAGGAAGGUUGAAGGCGACCUUAAACUUACCCAGGAAGCCGUCUCUGACCUCGAACGCAACAAAAAGGAACUCGAACAAACUAUUCAGCGCAAGGACAAGGAAAUCUCAUCUCUCACUGCCAAGCUCGAAGACGAACAAUCUUUGGUUAGCAAGGUCCAGAAACAGAUCAAGGAACUGCAAGCCCGCAUCGAGGAACUGGAAGAGGAAGUCGAAUCCGAACGCCAGGCCCGUGCUAAGGCUGAGAAGCAGCGCGCUGAUCUCGCUCGUGAACUCGAAGAGUUGGGUGAACGUCUCGAGGAAGCCGGUGGUGCCACCUCUGCCCAAAUUGAGCUCAACAAGAAGCGUGAGGCUGAGCUCAGCAAGCUCCGUCGUGACUUGGAGGAAGCUAACAUUCAGCACGAGUCCACCCUCGCCAACCUCCGCAAGAAGCACAACGAUGCCGUUGCGGAAAUGGGUGAGCAGCUCGACCAGCUCAACAAGCUUAAGGCUAAGGCUGAACAUGAUCGUGCAUCUUGCUACAACGAGCUUAACAACACACGUGCAGCCAUUGACCAAGUUGCAAGGGAAAAGGCUGCUCAAGAAAAGAUCGUCAAGCAACUUCAACACCAGCUCAACGAGGUUCAAGGCAAGGCUGAUGAAUCCAACCGCACCCUUAAUGACCUGGAUGCCGCUAAGAAGAAGUUGUCGAUUGAGAACUCCGACCUGCUCCGCCAGUUGGAGGAGGCUGAGUCCCAGGUGUCGCAGCUCUCCAAGAUUAAGGUGUCGCUCACCACACAGUUGGAGGACACCAAGAGGCUCGCUGACGAAGAGGCCAGGGAACGCGCUACUUUGCUUGGCAAGUUCCGCAACCUCGAACACGAUUUGGACAACAUCCGCGAGCAAGUGGAAGAGGAAGCCGAAGGCAAGGCUGACUUACAGCGUCAACUGUCCAAGGCUAACGCUGAAGCUCAACUCUGGCGCUCCAAGUACGAGUCCGAAGGUGUUGCCCGCUCCGAGGAACUCGAAGAAGCCAAGCGCAAACUUCAAGCCCGUCUCGCCGAAGCCGAAGAAACUAUCGAGUCUCUCAACCAGAAGGUUGUUGCUCUCGAGAAGACCAAGCAGCGCCUUUCCACCGAAGUCGAGGACUUGCAACUCGAGGUUGACCGUGCUACUGCCAUCGCUAACGCUGCUGAGAAAAAACAGAAGGCGUUCGAUAAGAUCAUUGGUGAAUGGAAACUCAAGGUCGAUGACCUUGCUGCUGAACUUGACGCCAGCCAAAAGGAAUGCCGUAACUACUCUACCGAAUUAUUCCGCCUUAAGGGUGCCUACGAGGAAGGUCAGGAACAACUCGAGGCCGUACGUCGUGAAAACAAGAACCUCGCUGAUGAAGUCAAGGAUCUCCUUGACCAGAUUGGCGAAGGUGGCCGCAACAUCCAUGAAAUCGAGAAGGCCAGGAAGCGUCUUGAAGCCGAAAAGGACGAACUCCAAGCUGCUCUCGAGGAAGCCGAAGCAGCUCUUGAGCAGGAAGAGAACAAGGUUCUGCGUGCUCAACUCGAGCUGUCUCAAGUCAGACAGGAGAUCGACAGGAGGAUCCAGGAGAAGGAAGAAGAAUUCGAAAACACCCGCAAGAACCACCAACGUGCCUUGGACUCUAUGCAAGCUUCCCUUGAAGCAGAGGCUAAGGGCAAGGCUGAGGCCCUGCGCAUGAAGAAGAAGUUGGAGGCUGACAUCAACGAGCUCGAGAUCGCCCUCGACCACGCCAACAAAGCUAACGCUGAAGCCCAGAAGAACAUUAAACGUUACCAGGCUCAGAUCAAGGACCUCCAAACUGCCUUGGAAGAAGAACAGCGUGCUCGUGAUGAUGCCCGUGAACAGCUUGGAAUCUCAGAGCGUCGUGCAAAUGCCCUCCAAAAUGAGCUCGAAGAAUCGCGUACGCUUCUUGAACAAGCUGACCGUGCCCGCCGCCAAGCUGAACAAGAACUUGGUGAUGCCCACGAACAGCUCAACGAACUUUCUGCUCAAAGCGCUUCCCUCUCUGCUGCUAAGAGGAAACUCGAGUCCGAGCUCCAGACCCUGCACUCUGACCUUGAUGAACUCCUUAACGAGGCUAAGAACUCCGAAGAGAAGGCAAAGAAGGCCAUGGUUGAUGCUGCCAGGCUUGCCGACGAACUCCGUGCUGAGCAAGAACACGCCCAGACACAGGAGAAACUUCGCAAGGCACUUGAACAGCAGAUCAAGGAAUUGCAAGUCAGGCUUGACGAAGCUGAAGCUAACGCGCUCAAGGGAGGCAAGAAGGCCAUCCAGAAACUUGAACAAAGAGUCAGGGAGCUUGAAAACGAGCUCGACGGUGAACAGAGGAGGCACGCUGAUGCACAGAAGAACCUGCGCAAGGCUGAGAGACGCAUCAAGGAAUUAACCUUCCAGGCUGAAGAAGACCGCAAGAACCACGAACGUAUGCAGGACCUGGUUGACAAACUGCAGCAGAAGAUCAAGACCUACAAGAGGCAGAUCGAAGAAGCCGAAGAGAUCGCCGCCCUUAACUUGGCUAAGUUCCGUAAGGCACAGCAGGAAUUGGAGGAAGCUGAAGAAAGGGCAGACCUUGCCGAGCAAGCUAUCAGCAAAUUCCGUGGCAAGGGACGCGCGGGAUCAGCUGCGAGAGGAGUCAGUCCGGCGGCGUCCGUUAAAGGGCGUCCAUAGAUCACCACUGGAUCACAUCCCCAACGUACGCGCCCCGCCUUUGACGGUUUCGGCACCUUCCCACCAAGGUUCGACCUGGCGCCCGAAAACGAUUUCUAAACGUUCCACUACAGAAAUUAACAAACGGACUGUACAGAUGUUUCGUUAUACCAACAUUUUUAUACAAUAGCAAAUAUAAGACAGCGUGAACCAAAAAGAGCUGUACCAAAAAUGUUACGCCCAAAAAUUAAACUCUAGUAAUAUUAAUGUUUUUACGAAAGGUUAUUUUGUAUCUUGUUGAUAUUUAUUUAUAAUUAUUUAUAACCGUGAAGUAUGUAUUGCGCGAGGCGGAGGAUGGGUGGGCGUGCACCCGCACCUAAGAGACAC
Molecule: messenger RNA, 6279 nt
Organism: Vanessa atalanta (red admiral)
Lineage: Eukaryota; Metazoa; Arthropoda; Insecta; Lepidoptera; Nymphalidae
Gene: Mhc
Product: myosin heavy chain, muscle
Exons: 25
Coding region: 64-5913 (1949 amino acids)
Cellular component (GO): myosin complex
Molecular function (GO): ATP binding; cytoskeletal motor activity; actin filament binding
Source: RefSeq, a predicted model, not a curated record